UUUUUUUCCGGGGAAGACCUUUUCCCAGAGUGAUAACGCACUACCUUACUUACUUGCACUCGUGCGAGGCAGUGUGAUCAACUUAGCUAUUGAUGAGUGAGCCGUACGUACGCCUGCGUGCCAUCCCCCCACAACACACACGCGUGCACGCCGCAGCGCCCAAGUUCUGGGACGACUUCGGUGAUGACCCCGCAUAUCACGUGACCAAGGCCAGCAACAUUGAAAAGGUCAUCAAGCUUAUGAACGGCACGUACGACAACCCGGGCGGCUACCCGUACGGCAUGGGCAAGGACCGUACAGUACGGCAGUGGUGGGAGUACGCCGGCAUGGAUCCAGCGGACCAUUCCCUGCUGCCACGUGGCGACAAGUUUUGCUUUGGCAGCACCUUCUACCCGGGCCCACACGCCCCCGACGCGCCCAGCCCCCGCCGCUCCCUGCGCCGCACGUGCCCGGGCCUGCCCCGCAUGGAUGUUGCGGCUGGCGGCCGUGGCGGGGCUGCCAUGGUCAGGGCGCCCGGCGGCAGCAAUAUUGAUGGCGUGGAGGUGUACCGGCCGUCGCGGCCCCGCUGGUUGCUGCAGCGGUAGGAGUACGGAGGGGAGGUAUGCGCAGCCGCUGAUGCGCGCGCACACGCACUGCGCAAUGUGUUAGCGCGCAAGUGUUGUACACGCAUGCGUACGUGAUGUGUGCGCCAGCCAUACCUGGCUGCAUGCUUUCUACGUAUUAUCAUAUGUGGAGCGUUGAAAGAGAGGGCAUGAGGGAGAGGGCACGUGGGAAAGGGCGUGAGCUGUAUGAAGCAACCAGGGGAGGAAUCAACCAAAGGGGAUGCUGGCGAGCGCACGGACGGCUGGCCGCCGCAUGCGUUUAUUGCAUGACGGUGCGGUAGUGUACGGCAUGGCUUGGACUGAGGCGACACUGAGGGACAAGGGCCGCGAGUGCUGGCUAUGAGGUGGGUUACAAGACGUGCGACCCAGUUGUGUUGGAUGGGGUCAAGUUGAUAUCAGCGCCUGUAUUGAUAUGCUUGAAAGAACGCAACACGCACAAGCGAACAUGACGUUGUAGAGCCGAGGCCAGUGAGCUAGCACAAGCAAAAAGAAAAGCGUGAGCAUGAGCAGCGACCGCAACUGCUACGUUACCUUUGACGAGAUAACCGCGCGCCAAGCUGCGCCACUCCGGCGUCCGAAAGCUCUCAGCUGGCGUAUACGGCUGUCAGAGGCUGGGCUGGCGCAGACUACCAAGCGAAGGCUGCGAUGCGUUGUGAUAACGCGAACCCCAAGA
Chlamydomonas reinhardtii is the source of this 1275-nucleotide messenger RNA. RefSeq lists its product as uncharacterized. Bases 93 to 584 code for a protein of 163 amino acids. NCBI's taxonomy places the organism in Eukaryota, Viridiplantae, Chlorophyta, Chlorophyceae, Chlamydomonadales, Chlamydomonadaceae. The transcript has 2 exons. The record is from RefSeq and is a predicted model, not a curated record.